UGUCGACAACGACACGUCUCCGGCGAGCGCCGUUGCGCUGCCGCUCCAGCUUUAAAACAGGACGAUCCAUCUCCGUCCAUCGUCACCCUGCUUUGGCCAUGGCGGCAGAAUAAGCCAUGCACAAGUGAGUGGCUCUUCAACUGUAAUCUUCAACUUGUUCUGCAGAACAGCUCCGAUCUUAAAUAUCUGAAAGUCACUUGAGCCAUCUCCACUGUAUCUUAAGCACAAGCCAUUCUACAUUUCCAAGUGACUAUGAAAGGAGGGAUGCUACCAAUUUUCCUGAUGCUGCACUUGGUACUACCAUGGCUCUGCCUUGCAUCACCGGCUUUAGCAUCUGAAAAUGGCGAUGCAGUAGUAGCUCUCAAAGACUACCCACAAGUGAAGUUCAGCACCGCUUCGGCGACACCCGAGACGUACCGGAGCUUCAUCGCCUCCGUUCGUGCUGCUCUGGUGAGCAAAUCAAAGGGGAACAAGAGCAAUGGGAUCCCAGUGCUCCUCAGCGAAGACGAUCCCCUUGCGCUCCAAACAUUUCUGAACAUUACUCUGACUAACACGGCAGGGCAUUCUGUAAGCCUGAAAAUGGACGUCACCGGAGCCUAUUUCUCAGCUUACGACGCAUUGAAGUACUCGUGCCUGCUCAAAAGAUCAGGCCGCACAUUCUCGUCAGCAAUCUGCUACAAUGACCCAUGGUCAUCAGGUUCAGUUGGUAAUAAGCUGCUGCAAUCCAGCAGCAGCGAUAGCCUUCCUGCAGCUGCAGGUGGUGUCGCCAGCGACGACCUUGAAGCCGCAACAUGGCGAGCUAAGGAUCUGGACGAUGCCGUCUCGUCCCUCUUCCUGUUUGCCACCGGCAAGGCCACGAAAGAAGACUUGAGCCGCGGCGUCGCCACCUGCGACAUGAUGAUCGCCGGCGCGGCGAUGUCCCCGUACGUCGAGCGGCGGAUGAGCGCCGGCGUGCGGAGCAGCAACGGCGUGCCCGACGACCCGAGCCUGCACGGCCUCCAGGCGCGCUGGCCGGCGCUCUCCGCCGCGGUCCAAGGGUCUCACCAAGGCGUCUUCGCGGCCCCGGUCAGCGUCCAGCUACGAGACGGCAAUUGGAUGCCAGUGGACAACGUGCGCAGGGUCGUCCCCCUCCUGUCCUUCCUGCUCCACGACAGCUGCAAGAAGGCUUCUUCCCCCAAGCCGGUCAUCAGGUCCGUCGCGCAAGAGCCGGACAUGGGCGGCGGCGGCGCUCCGGCGUGCGCCGAGGCCGAGCCGACGGUGCGCAUCGCCGGAACGGAGGGGAGGUGCGUCACCGUGCCCAACGGCUGGUACUACAACGGGAACCAGGUGCAGGUGUGGCCCUGCAAGUCCAACGGCGACGCGGACCAGCUCUGGACCUUCAAGCGGGACGGCACCGUUCGGUCCAACGGGAUGUGCCUGACCAGCACGGGGACCUCGCCGGGAGACAAGGUCGUGGUCUGGGACUGCCCGCGCGCCCCGACCGACGGCGUCGUCUGGGAGGCGCGGGUCGACGGCGCGAUCGCGCUGCGGGCGUCCGGCUCCAGCGGCCUGGUGCUGGCGGCGGCGGCGUCGACGAUCUUCACGGGCCUCACGGUGCAGCGGGACGACCGCAGCAGCGUCCAGUCGUGGACGCCCACCAACUACACGGCGCCCCUGGCGACCGCCGUCGUCGGGCCCGGCGACCUCUGCCUGCAGGCGGCGAGCGGGAUCAGGGGCCCGGCCUCCGUCGCGGCCUGCCACGACGGCGCGUGGUGGUUCCUCUACCCCGACGGCUCCGUCCGCUCCCGCACGCGGUUCUUCCUCCGGCAGUGGUGGUGCCUCACCGCCGACGCCGCGGGGAGGGCGGUGGUGAGCUUCUGCGCGACGGCCGGCUCGCCCCGCCAGCGGUGGGCGUUCCGCAACGACGGCAGCGUCCUGAACGCCGGCGCCGGGAGCGUCCUGGACGUGAGGGCGUCCGGUGGCGGUGGCCAGAGCGGCGGCUGGGAGGUCGUCGUGUCGCCGGCCACGGGGAGUCCCACACAGGAGUGGGCGAUCAUGCUGUGAUCUGAUCGACCGACCCAUCGAGAUGGAUGCUGUGAUCAUGAUGUGAUCUGCUGAUCCAUCGAUGAUCACCAAUAAUGCGUGCUAGAAGACUAGUGUGUUUUGUACUCUAUGUCGGGAGUUGGGUUGGGAACUCUAAGCAUGCAGCAAGCUAGCUGAAGCUAGUUCUGUACAAUAAUGCAGGCAUGCCUGCUACCAGUAUCUAAGACUUGAACAAAGUCUAGCUAUGUGUGCAGAGCGGAACGCUCUCCAUUACCCAA
Panicum hallii is the source of this 2300-nucleotide messenger RNA. RefSeq names its product ricin-like. Bases 253 to 2043 code for a protein of 596 amino acids. Gene Ontology annotation, molecular function: rRNA N-glycosylase activity. Lineage: Eukaryota; Viridiplantae; Streptophyta; Magnoliopsida; Poales; Poaceae. The record is from RefSeq and is a predicted model, not a curated record. Gene Ontology annotation, biological process: negative regulation of translation. The transcript has 3 exons.